AUUAGGGGUACUUUAGUAAGAUUCAUAUUUUCAAUUAUUUUAUUUAUUUUACAGACUCAGCUUUUAUAGUAUCCGGCGCUCGAGACUACGCGAGGACCGCAUUCAAAGCGGCCAUGGCCUCUGCACAAGUUGUCAUUCAACCCGUGUACAAGACAAUGUUUUCGGAGCUUCGUCAAUUUCCGAGAAUGCAAGUCGUGUACCAUCCCAAUUGCCGCUUGCCGUCCCACGUGGACCGUUCGUACGACGCGCACGUGUCCAAGGUACGCGACUUGUGCGCCGUGCCCACUCCCGACCUGACUGGCAAGGACCGCUUCAAAUAUAGUGCCGUUCCAAAAAAGCUGUUGCCCAUAAAGAGCACCAGUCCAGACUUCCAACCACCCUCAUCACUGAGGACCCCCGGAGGUACUAGAUCGAGGAACAGAGGGACUCAGAGCGUGUUCAGGGAAUCAUCAGCGCAGACACGUCCAUGGCAACCUGACGCACAACCGGCAGAAGGAUGUGAAACUACUCCUGAAGUUAUGUAUCUGGAUAAAUUGGAGUGGGGUCCGGGUAUACCGUAUCGUACAGGAGAUUUGCCAGCGGACUUUCACACUACGGAAAUUAUCAAUAAAAUGCGUCACGCACGGCGCUGGGCCGAGCUGGUGGAGAAGGGUCGGUUCCCGCGCUGGAUGAAGAAGCAGGACGCAAUCAUCAGCGACGUGGAGACCAAGGAUUGGAUCUUUAGAGAAGCGGAAAUCGAUGAAUUACAAGACAUCCGUCUAACGUUGCUCAACGAGCUGAAAGCGCAGCAGCAGAAGAAGAAGGCGACGCGGGUGGGCACCAAGCUGGCCAAGCUGUGGGCGUACAAGAAGAACGACAUGGAGAGGAAAAUCGAGCAUAUUAGGAGGACCAGGGACAGAGAGAUUAGAAAGCUGACAAGUGUUCACGGGCGCGGGGGUCGAUUGGGCCUCGUGCAGUCCAUGCGGGCGGCGAGAGGUGCGGGAUCAGCGAUCACAGCUGCCCAAGACCCCACUUCAGACUUAUAUGCACCGAGAGCAAGGCAUGGUUACCAGGCGAGCAGAAGGCAUGGAGAGAUUACAUAUGAUCCUUCUUUACUGGAUAUCGAAGACCAUAACGUCUUGGCUGAACCUCCAGCCUGGUUGCACCAGUGCGGCCAGAACUUAACCAAGACAUGCUCCGGUCACCACUUGCCACGAGAUCAGAUGCAGCUCUGCGAGCGAGAAACCAAAUGGAGUGAACAGUUCUUGGAGAACUUGCACAAUGAUUUGAAGAAAGCCCGCUUGGGAGCGGCAUUGACCUCGGCGGGACCUCUUCGGAUACUUAAGCCGCGACGCUUAGUAGAGACACCAAGACCUCCAACUCCCGAGGUGGAAUCUGUUCCGGAAGAUGACGAAGUGUCUCACCAGGCUGCUCUGUUACUGCAAAAGAUACUGAGAGGACGGGCUGUUCAGAAUCUGAUGUACGAAGGACGUACUAGGGCAGCAGAACUCACUGAGGAGCUGAAGACAACGCACGGUCUGCAGAAGGAAGAUAGAGCAGGUAUUGCUAAAGAGGAAGCCAAGGCUAGAGACUACCAGGCGGUGCAUUCUGAAGUCGAGCAUAAAGAGGAAGCCAUAUCCGCACUUGUGGAAGAACUGUGUGGCGGGGCAGUCUCCGCCGCUUUGGACUUCCUGGAGAAGGAACUCAGAAGGUUGAAGGAGGAGAGACGGCAGCACGCCUUCAUACUUAUUGCACUUCGCGAGAAAUCGAUGCGCGAGGCAGCCGAAGCGGGUCGCAGGCAGAAAGAAGAACAUCGCAGGAGAGAACAUGAUGAAAUGUUUAAGCAGGUGUUAGGAGUAACCCAGGAAUCAGUGGACGCCUACCUCCAUGAGAUCAUCAGAGAAGGAGUGGAAUUGGGGGCAGAAGCAGACGCUGUCAAACAUGUUUUGUCGAAUGCAGACAAGAUUGACCAAUCACUCUUGGAGCACGGUUCUAUGUCAACAGCAGAACAGAACGAGCUGGUAGCGGAGUUGGUGCAGCAGUUCUUGUUACCUGAAGCGCACAAAGUCGCUGCGAGACACCAUGUGUCAGCGCUGCAAGCCGCUCGAUUAGAUGCCGCCAGAAGCACCAUAUUUGGAACAUUGGAUGAAGCCGACAAAGAAAAAGAGGACAAAUGCAAUCGCUGUGGUGAGCCACUGGAUUAUCAAUGCAAGUGCGUAAAAUGUGAUAUACCGAUGCUCUCGACUGCUACCGACUCCAGAGAUGAUCCUCGAUGGAAGAGUACUAGACGUCGUGAUGAAAAACGCGUGGACAAAACUUUACCGCCGAGUCUCGAAGUACGACGCAUGCUAAACGAACUUUUAGACGACGCCGUGGCAGUAGCCAGGUAUAUGAAAGAAGAGAAGCAAGAAAUAACCAGGUACCUCGCUGGGCGCUUACGCGAAGACUCAGAGGUCGCGCUUGAUGCUAUGGAGAUGGUGGAAGAGGCGGUGGCCGUCGCAACCGGUGAGAAGCAACCUCGAGUAGCAAGAUUUCCUUACAGAUACUACAUGAAGCUUAUCCAUGACGAUGUACUUGAUAUUACCAAGCUUCCUGAAGCACAAACCAAUUGUCCCAAAGAGUUGCCGUCAGAAAUAAGGCGCAAGGCUGAAGCGGCCGCGAUACCCGAUCCUAACUGCUACUGUGAAAACACUAUGUCAACUGUCAAGUUUUCAAUGAAUACAAUGUCGCCCGACGAAAUUCUUAAGUUGCUGCCGACUGAACUGCGCCUGCUGGAGGAGAUGAGACGCUGCAAGUGUGACACUAGCCACACCGGCCGCACCAGCCCCGUCACUGAUGUGUCACCAUCCUAUGACUACACGACUACAACUAAAACGCCAGGAUUCGAUGACGAAGAUCAAGAUGAUAUAUGAAAAAAAAUACUUAUAAGUAUAUUUAUUUUAUAUAUUUUUAAUUUAAGUUGACUCUGGUAGCCAAUAUUAAUGUAUGACAAAUUCUUUAGUGCCUAACUUCUGCCUGCUUUUUCGAUGAUACCAAAAAUGGCUCAUAUCGAUAUCCAGAGAUCGAUUUAGCAAUUUCUGGGGUUCAAGGAAAUCAUUGAGGGUCCUUAUGACGAAAAUUUUUGAUCAUACAUAUUAUUGAUUUUCCGUGAACGGAACAAUCCACGUGCAUUCAUAAUAGUACAUUCUCAUAAAAAUAGAUGUAAAUUUUGAUAGCAGAAAUCAGAACAACGCUGAAAGUUCAUC
Messenger RNA from Bicyclus anynana (squinting bush brown), 3224 nucleotides. Its product is annotated as cilia- and flagella-associated protein 91. Lineage: Eukaryota; Metazoa; Arthropoda; Insecta; Lepidoptera; Nymphalidae. The transcript is spliced from 23 exons. The coding region runs from base 114 to 2891 and encodes 925 amino acids. The record is from RefSeq and is a predicted model, not a curated record.